This is a messenger RNA of Cladophialophora yegresii CBS 114405, 1302 nucleotides long. RefSeq lists its product as uncharacterized. The transcript has 3 exons. Bases 1 to 1302 code for a protein of 433 amino acids. The record is from RefSeq and is a predicted model, not a curated record. NCBI's taxonomy places the organism in Eukaryota, Fungi, Ascomycota, Eurotiomycetes, Chaetothyriales, Herpotrichiellaceae.
AUGACUGGGCGGCGCUCAUCUGCACGCAUUGCUGGUAAAUCAAGCUCUCAGGGCUCUCAGAACUCAUCCCCCCCUCAUCCCAAAUCGUCGCCCGCCAGCAAGAAACGCAAAAACGAGGCGACUGACUCUCCACCAAGCGCGAAGCGCGGCAAGAAGAAUGGAGAACCAGCACAGAAGACGUUGGAAGAGACCAUACAGAAUGGAACCUCCGAGCAACCUGCUCCGGAAAAGCCGGAUGAAGAAAUGAAAGACGCAGCGGAGGAUAAACAGGAGGAGACCCAGCCCGAGCCCACCAACGGCCAUGCGACCGAGUCCAAGGCGGAAGAUGCGAAGUCCGAGGAAGAGAAGAGCGUUGAACCCAAGAAGGAAGCUGAUGAUAAGGAAGCCGAGACAGAGGCCACUGAGUCCAAAGAAGAGACCAAGCCAACUGAGACAAACGACAACGCGGUCGAGCCCGGGGCUCGGGACGACGACGAUAUUCCCUCAACCAUCCUGGAAAAAGGUAUCAUAUACUUCUUUUUCCGGCCCCGCGUCAAUGUGGACGAUCCACAGGAUGUCAACGAUGUUGCGCGCUCAUUCCUCGUCAUGCGACCCAUCCCUCUCGAUGCAAAGCUCGGAGAUGGCCCCAUUGGCGACGAGCAGAAUUGCCGUCUUUUGGCCUUACCAAAGAAGGUACUCCCACAGAGCGGUAAGGACCGAUUCAUCACCUUUGUGGAGAAAUACAAGACCAGCUUCGCCGAACUCAAGGAGACUUUCUUGACCGGCUCCGAAUACCAGACCAAGACGCAGGGCACGAAGCACACCGCGCCAGUCACUCCACUUGCCGAGGGCAUUUACGCGGUCACGUCUACUGGCCGCGAAUCGCACCUCGCCUACAUCAUCAACAUCCCUUCCGAGGUCGGCGAGGUCCAGAAGGACUUUGGCCUCAAGCAGCGCGGAAGCUUUGUGGUCAGUGUCAAGAACCCUGAACAGCCGCCUACGGGCCAGCAGAGCGUGCCUUCAGGACCAGAGUAUCCGCCAGAAAUCGUCGACGAGUUCCGCGGACUGCGCUGGAAGCCAUUGGAGCCCAAGUAUCUGAACUAUGACCAUGCCCAGUUCCUCAUGAUUGGAGAGGAUUAUGAAAAGGCCACUGAGCAACGGCCCAAGGAUCAGCGUGAGGACAAUGCCCCGCCUGAGCAGGAACUCGAGAAAUUGGAGGGUGAAGACGAGAUCCGAGUGAAGCAUUUGAAAGGCGAUGAUGCUAUCUUCACAGAUCUUCACGUCACAACCAAAGAUAUCCCCGAAGUGCGGACUACCUGGUGA